AACUGCACACCUGGAGGGUUCAGCGGGGCGGGUGCGUCGGUCUGCACAAAAUGCAGCAAGGGGUAUUACGAGGACAGGUUUGCAUCCACUGCCUGCAAGGGCUGCGAGAAUGGCAAGUACGCCGCCUUGACUGGGACGAUCCAAUGCAACGGCUGCCCAUCGCAGGCAUACACGAAUUCACCGUCUUCCGCCUGCUGGCUGUGCAGCCCUGGAACCUACCAGCGCAUGACAAACGCGAGCUUCUGCUGGGGCUGCCCGAGUGGAUCCUACGCGACAGCCUACGGGCAGGCCUCGAUCUCGUCCUGCUCUGCCUGCGGCCCUGGAAAGUAUGCGAGCGGGACCGGGCAGAGUGUCUGCAGCGCCUGUCCCCUGGGCAAGUACUCGGAUGUUUCAGGGUCCGUUCUGUGCAUUCCCUGUCCGCAGGGCACCUUUGCGGGCAGCACUGGCCUGACGGUCUGCCAGAAGUGCUCGGCGGGUUCUUCCGGAAUAAUAAGCGCUACUUCGUGUCAGACGUGUCCCCUAUACUCGUCAACUCUGCAAGAUUCAUCUACAUCCCUGACCGAUUGCAAAUGUCCAGCAGGAUACAGUGGACCAGAUCAUAGUCCUUGUACAGCCUGCGCAGUCGGAGAAUAUAAAAUCUCAAUGGGAUCUGAUGCUUGUCAAUAUUGUCCUUCCCACAGUACAACCUUGCAGGUAGCAUCCAAUUCUUUUGAGGAUUGCAAAUGUAUGGCGGGGUACACUGGACCCGAUGGUGGGCCUUGCACAGCCUGCCCAGUCGGAAAAUAUAAAAACCUAACAGGAUCUGAUGCUUGUCAAUAUUGUCCUUCCCACAGUACAACCUUGCAGGUAGCAUCCAAUUCUUCUGAGGAUUGCACAUGUGUGGCGGGGUACACUGGACCCGAUGGUGGGCCUUGCACAGCCUGCCCAGUCGGAAAAUAUAAAACCCUAACAGGAUCUGAUGCUUGUCAA
Molecule: messenger RNA, 969 nt
Organism: Guillardia theta CCMP2712
Lineage: Eukaryota; Cryptophyceae; Pyrenomonadales; Geminigeraceae
Exons: 1
Source: RefSeq, a predicted model, not a curated record